Betta splendens (Siamese fighting fish) is the source of this 3370-nucleotide messenger RNA. It is a transcript of the gene g2e3, whose product is annotated as G2/M-phase specific E3 ubiquitin protein ligase. NCBI's taxonomy places the organism in Eukaryota, Metazoa, Chordata, Actinopteri, Anabantiformes, Osphronemidae. The record is from RefSeq and is a predicted model, not a curated record. The transcript has 17 exons. Bases 261 to 2426 code for a protein of 721 amino acids. Gene Ontology annotation, cellular component: nucleus. Gene Ontology annotation, molecular function: ubiquitin-protein transferase activity.
UGAAAAGCUAGUUGGCGUCUGGGUUUACCGAUGCUGUCUUCGGCCUUCGGGGGCGCUGUAUCAUAAAAAUUUAAAUCGACGAUGAAGAAAAAGCAGCGGAACCGGAAAUUAGCUUCUUUGUUUUGAAGAGGGAAAUUUAAAAGUCGACGGCGUUAGAUUGAAGUGAAGCUAAACAAUUGGAGUGAAAGGAGCAAAAACACACAGGAUGAAAGAAAAGUGAUCUUUCCGCAUGCUGAACGCAGAGGUCUCUUCACACCAGCAUGGAGAAGAAGAAGGUGAGGUUACAGGAUACAAGCAGCAGCAGCUUCCAGGAGGACUGCUGUGCUUUGUGUAGGCUCAGUGAAGAUGAUCCAGCCAUGUUUGGGGAAAAGAUCACAGUCAAAGAGCACAAACUGUCUGUCCACUAUCUGUGUUUGCUGACAUCAUGUGGAGUUUAUCAGCGAGGGAAAGAGGACGAGGGGGUUUUUGGUUUCUUAGUGGACGACAUCAAACAAGAGAUCCGCCGCUCAGCUCGACUGACAUGUCACAGCUGUAAGAAGAAGGGAGCCUGUGUUGGCUGUAAUGUCAGGAGCUGCAGGAAGAUGGUUCAUUUCCCCUGUGGGAAGAAAGAAAAAUUUAUUUCCCAAUUCACUGAACUCUACGCGUCUUACUGUCCAGAUCACAGUCCAACUCAGUCUCUGUGUGUGAGUCCAGAUGUCAGUCUCCCUCAGUCCUGCUCUAUCUGUUUGGACUCCAUUGAGCCUGUCCUGUCCUACUCUGUCCUCAAAUGUCCAUCCUGCCAUGGCAGCUGGUUCCACAGGGACUGUGUGCAGCGUCAGGCCCACAGUGCAGGACUCUUCUUCUUCAAAUGUACUCUGUGCAACAACAAGGAAAACUUCCAGGAAGAGAUGCUGAGAAUGGGAAUAUACAUCCCAGAGAGAGAUGCUUCAUGGGAGCUGGAGGCAAAUGCAUAUUCAGAGCUGCUUGAGGUUUACAAGCGCUGUGACGCUCCCACCUGCCUCUGUCACAGCGGACGCACACACACCGCGAAGACUGGGUGGUUUGAGUUGAUUCGCUGCAGUCUGUGUGGAUCUAGAGGGACUCACAGGAAAUGUUCCAGGCUGAAGCUAGACACGAAAAACUGGGCCUGCACCGACUGCAAACAGGCGACGGAUGGGAAAGCUUCUCUGGUUGCGUCUCCUCAAGGAGGUCACAGGAGGUCCCUGCUGUCCAAACGCCUCCAGUCCUCCGUGGGGUCUAAGAGACAUUCAUUACCUGUGAGAGCUGGGUUUCCUGAAGAGCUGCUGCAGGCUUUGGCUCCUCAGCUCAGUGGCCACACCGUUGUGGUGGAGGUGUGUGGGGAUCAGGUUCUGUCAGCCUGCCUGGAUCUGGUCCGGAGGACAGACUUCGACCCCACACACACUCUGUCUGUCAGGUUCAUGGACCAGCUGCAGACCAUGUUUCCUGGCAGACCCCAGGCUGGCGACACAAAGCAACACUUCUUAAAGCUGCUGAUGCAGCAGAUCCAGGACUCUGUGGUUUUCGAGGGUCCAGAAGGAUCCAAAAACCUGGCGCUGGACUCACAGGCUCUACGUGAUGACAUGUACUUCGACGUGGGCUGUCUGCUGGCGCUGUCCCUGGUCCACGGUGGUCCCCCUGUGGGCUUCUUCUCCCCCGCUCUCUACCAGUGCCUCUUUAACUUCCCGCCCAACCGCCCCCUCACAUUCACACACAUGACCCCCAGCACACACUUCACUCAGCAGGUCAGCAGGAUUGCAGAGGCACGUUCGUUAGCCGAGCUCAAACAAGCGAUGGAGGCGAGCCGAGAGUACCUGGAGCUGGCCGGCUGCACCCGACCAAUCAGCAGCCUGACUGACAGGGACAGUCUGGUGGAGGACCUUGUCAGUUUCAUGAUGAUCACCAGGAUGCAGCUGCCACUGCAGAGGUUUCGUGAGGGUCUGGGGACUCUGGGUGUCUUUAAUCAGGUGCAGCUCUUCCCAUCAGUCUUCUGCAGAGUGUUCUGUGAGUCAGCAGUUCGUCUAACAGCUCAGUCGGUUGGACAGCUCUUCACCAUCAGCUUCUCUCAUCAGGAAGAGAGGCUGAGCAGAGAGACUCCAGUUGUCACCUUCUGGAGACACUUCCUGCUGGAAAGUGAAGUUGGUAGGAGCUCCAUCUCCCUCCAAGACCUACUUCACUUUGCCACAGGAGCUGAGGAGCUCCCAUCAAUUGGCCUCCACCCACCUCCCUACAUCUCUUUCCUCCAUCCUGCGGUCGAGGAGAAGAGGCGACCCAUUAGGCAGGAGCAGACAGACAAGGGGCUCUUCCCCCAGAGUGAGCCUGGCUCUAACCACCUCCUUCUGCCUGUCACCUCCUCCUACCAGGCAUUUAAAGGCUCCAUGGAGCAGGCCAUCAGCCACCACGUGCACCUCCUCCCCACAGGGAAUUAAUGGAGCAUCACAACGUUGUCUCGAGCGGCAGAUUAUUUUUAUUUCUUAUGUCUGAGGCCUGUGUGAAAUCAGAAACCCAUUCGACUUUCUGUGUCUUCUUUAGUAUGAAAAUAAAUCAGUAUCUGCAUCCAUCAUUACGACGCAAACAGGACAUAAUGGAGUUAGUGGAGGUUUAGCCACUAAAAUGUAAAAGGUGGUUGUGUCCUUGUGUCAUCCCCCGGAGGAUGACCUCGUUGAUCUGUAAAAAAAACAGAUCACUGACAUAUUUUCCUUUUUGAUAAAGUAAUAUGUAAUUUCAGUGAUAAAUAAUUAACUGUGACUUUUUAUCCCGAUCGGCCAUUUGUACCUUUUGGCCGUGAUUCAAAGCUGUGGCUCAGCUCUUAGUUCUCAAUAACAAAAUUUCCGAAGCAUUAAAUGCUCUUACGUUUUCCCCUUUUAACCCCUUUUUUUCUGGUCUUUGCUUGACAUCCAGCUCAUAGGUUGGAUGAUCAUAUUUUCUAAAUGACUACACAUCUUGUUUUUUAUCUAAGGUGCUAGUUUUAUUACUCUGCUUUUAGCUCAGACUUUGUCUUUUAUUGUAUAUUAUUUAAGAGUAUUUUUUACUGUUGCAGUGGUUUUUUAUUGGUUGCUUUUACGUUAUGUUUGAUUCUAUUAGAUUAGUAAAGCAACAUAUAAGCACCAUUUAUGUGUUGCACCACUGAACGUUGUGGAUCAGUAGGUUGAGGAGGUUGUGCGCUGACAUGACCUGGGUAAUAUUCCUGCAUGGCCCAAAAAAGGUUCAUAAAUGUAAAAAAUGCACAUUUAAUUACUCAGUUGUAAUGUUUGUUGGUUUUCUACUCUUAUCGGGUGGUUCAUUCUGAUCCCUUUGUUUUCUUUUUUCCUAUUGAUGUCUUGUUUGUUCCUACAUGUACGACUGUUUUGUUAUAAAUUCAAAAACAACCCGA